UUGUCUUACAAAGCACCAGAUUUCAGUAGAAAUUGGCACAAGGAAGAUUACAGAAUGGUACAUUCUUUGGGCACUUAGAAGAGCCUGUCAUGGCUUUCAUAAUGGAAGGUGUCAAGACAGAAAACAACGAUCACAUAAACUUGAAAGUUGCUGGACAAGAUGGGUCUGUGGUUCAAUUCAAGAUCAAAAGGCAUACACCACUGAGUAAGCUUAUGAAAGCUUAUUGUGAGCGACAGGGUUUGUCAAUGAGACAGAUACGAUUUCGGUUCGAUGGACAGCCAAUUAAUGAAACGGACACACCUGCACAGUUGGAAAUGGAAGAUGAAGACACAAUUGACGUGUUUCAACAACAGACUGGAGGACUCUACUGAAAAACAUCCAAAUAAACAUUACUGUUUGGGAACUCUUCCUGCAACAUCACACAAAAUUCGGUUCAGAGUUAGAGGUUUUCAUUUAUACUUAACUACUGUUGUAUAGUGUUUCCAUUUUGUACAUAGAGCCUCAGUGUUGACACACCAAUCUAAUUAUUCAGAAUGUUGCCCGUGUUAUCUUGGACCAGACCUAUAAAGGAUGAGGUUAGGGGAGAAAUGCUUUGGCUCCCCCAUCUCUCUCCCUGCUUCUCGGGCUAUUAAGGUCGCUGGUGGCACCUUAUUUGAAUUGGCUGCUCAGUAAAAUGUUUCUUUCUGUGGUGGUUGAGAUUUACUGGUUGUCCAAAUCGCUUUAUCCAUCAGAGCAAAUUUUAUAUCUUUUUUAUAUAUAUUAUAUAUAUAGUAGUCAUUUCAUGUAUACUUUGUCUUUAAUAGUUUAAGGCUGUACAAACAAAAAAGGCCUUCAUGGGAUUUUAGUCAAACAUCUGUACUGUUUAAUAAAUCUCUUGUUUCAAUAAAAUUCCUAUCUUUUUAAACUCUUAA
Molecule: messenger RNA, 911 nt
Organism: Polypterus senegalus (gray bichir)
Lineage: Eukaryota; Metazoa; Chordata; Cladistia; Polypteriformes; Polypteridae
Gene: sumo2a
Product: small ubiquitin like modifier 2a
Exons: 4
Coding region: 90-371 (93 amino acids)
Biological process (GO): protein sumoylation
Cellular component (GO): nucleus
Molecular function (GO): ubiquitin-like protein ligase binding; protein tag activity
Source: RefSeq, a predicted model, not a curated record